UGUCUGCUCUCUGGCUGCUGCAUCCUCGAAGCUGUCAAAAUGGUGAAAAAGGCUUGUUCAGUUUGUUUCUGUCCAUUUCAACGUCCAACUUGGCGUUGAUAGUAUCGUUGUCUUUUUCGGCUUGUGUUGUGAUUUGAGAAUAAUCUACAAUGUGUGGAAUAUUUGCUUAUCUGAACUAUCUGACUCCAAAGACACAGAAGGAAGUUCUAGAGCUGCUUGUGAAUGGUCUCAAGAGGCUGGAAUACCGUGGAUAUGACUCUGCUGGAGUAGCAGUAGACACAGCCGAUGGAAAAGAUAUUGCACUCGUGAAGAAGAGUGGAAAAGUAAAGGUUCUUGAAGAUGAGAUUCUCAAAAACGCAUCCAAGCUGGACUUUGACAGCGUUACUACAAGCCAUGUGGGCAUCGCUCACACGCGCUGGGCGACACACGGUGUCCCCAGUGAGGUGAACUCGCACCCGCAGCGCUCCGACAACGACCACGCAUUUGUCGUCGUCCACAAUGGCAUCGUCACCAACUACAAGGACGUCAAGCUGUUCCUCAUGAAGAAGGGCUACGCGUUCGAGUCGGAGACCGACACUGAGAUCAUUGCCAAGCUGGUGCUGCACAUCUACAAGCAGCAUCCCAACUACUCCUUCCGCGAGCUCGUCGAGCAGGUCAUACAACAAUUGGAAGGUGCAUUUGCCCUUUGCUUCAAAAGCAAGCAUUUCCCUGGCGAAUGUGUGGCUACAAGGAGGGGAAGUCCUCUGCUGGUAGGCAUUAAAACCAAGACCAGACUCGCCACUGAUCAUGUCCCAAUUUUGUACAGUAAAGAGGAACCCACCAAGCAAGAUGCUGAAAAUCAUGCUCACUCAGACCAUAGGCCCCAUGGACGCCAAGAACUGCCAAUGCUGCCGCGGUCAGACUCGACGGCUGAAUUCCAGCCUCUCGAGGACAAGGAGGUCGAGUACUUCUUCGCGUCUGACGCGAGCGCCGUCAUUGAGCACACCAACCGCGUCAUCUUCCUUGAGGAUGAUGACGUAGCUGCUGUGAAGGAAGGCAUGUUGAGCAUUCACAGAUUGAGGAGGUCCAUGGAUGACUCCCACUCGCGUGAGAUCACCACUCUCAAGAUGGAGAUUCAACAAAUCAUGAAAGGUAACUACAGCUCAUUCAUGCAAAAAGAAAUUUUUGAACAACCAGAAUCCGUCAUCAAUACAAUGAGAGGUCGUGUCAACUUCGAGACAGAAACCGUUGUCUUGGGAGGAAUCAAGGAUUACAUUCCAGAAAUCAGGAGAUGCAGGCGCCUGAUGCUGAUUGGGUGUGGCACCAGCUACCACAGCGCAGUCGCAACACGGCAGCUGCUUGAGGAGCUGACUGAGCUGCCAGUCAUGGUCGAACAGGCUUCCGACUUCCUCGACCGAGUCACUCCCGUCUUCAGAGACGAUGUCUGCUUCUUCAUUUCUCAGUCAGGAGAGACAGCAGACUCUCUGAUGGCACUGAGGUACUGCAAGCAGCGAGGUGCGCUGAUCAUCGGCGUGACGAACACAGUGGGCAGCUCGAUCUGUCGCGAGUCGCACUGCGGCAUCCACAUCAACGCGGGUCCCGAGAUCGGCGUCGCCUCCACCAAGGCCUACACCUCCCAGUUCAUCUCGCUCGUCAUGUUCGGUCUGGUCAUGAGUGAGGACAGAAUAUCCAUGCAGCCUCGCCGCUCUGAGAUCAUAAAGGGUUUGAAGAACUUGGAUGAGCAGAUUCGCAGUGUGUUGCAAAUGGACGGUAAGGUGCUGGAGCUGGCCAAGGGAUUGUUCCAACAGAAGUCACUGCUCAUCAUGGGACGAGGAUACAACUUUGCCACCUGUUUGGAAGGCGCUUUGAAAGUGAAAGAACUGACGUACAUGCAUAGCGAGGGUAUUAUGGCUGGAGAACUGAAGCAUGGACCUUUGGCUCUUGUUGACCACACUAUGCCAGUCAUUAUGAUAGUCACCAGGGACCCAGUUUAUGUGAAAUGUAUAAAUGCCCUUCAACAAGUAACUGCCAGGGAGGGUAGACCAAUCAUCAUUUGUGAAGAGGGAGACAUUGAGACUUCGUCUUUCGCUUCCAAAUUCGUUGAAGUGCCUCACACAGUGGAUUGUUUACAGGGAAUUCUGACAGUGAUUCCAAUGCAGCUGCUCUCGUAUCACAUUGCUGUGCUGAAGGGUUGCAACGUAGAUUGCCCCCGCAACUUGGCCAAGUCUGUCACCGUCGAAUGAACAGAUCAUUGUCUUUCGUUAUGAAUUCGAAUACUCUUUGAUGAAACGGUUCUGAUAAUAAUCUGUUCUUCAAGCCAUCAAAUGAUAUCAACUGAUGUAAAAUGGAUCAUCAUUCCACUCUUUGAGUUGGUUGAAAUCAUAAGCUUUUGACAAAAUCUUACCAAAAAAUUUGGUGUAGGAUUUUUAUUCGUGAAAUAAAUUCAACAAGAAAAUAUUUUUAAAAUCCAACAAAUUUUCAAUACUAUUUGAUAUUGAUAACUGAUGGACAGUUUGAAAUGAUUUGUUCAACAUGGCAACUCCGGAAAAUCUACCUACUUUUGUAGAUUAUUUCAUUUUUAAAUACUGUAUUUUAAAGCAGUUCUUCUGAUAAUCAUGCAACUGUUUAUAACCACUGUUUUAUUUUACAAAUUUCAUUUUUAAAAUCUCAUCACAAACUACUUACUACUUUUAUUCUUAAUUCAACAUUGCAUAAAUUUCAGUUAACUCAUACUCUUUUGAUCUCAUAAUUUUUGUCAAAUGCCCAUGAAUGUUGUUACUUGAUAUUAUAUUAUAUUUUUAUAAAAAAUCAACUAGUUCUUAGAACUAACAUUUUACAUUCUGAAACUCUUCUUCAUUUUGUCAUUAUUAUUAUUUUACAUUCCAUUUGGAUUCAACUUUAUUGAGUGGAUACACUUCAUUGAAGAAGUGAAGUAUUAGAUAAUUAUGUUUGUCUACCCUGGUGCUAUUUCAUCAAAGUUACCUUUAUUAUUGUUGUAAAAAAUAUAUUUUGAAAUUAUAGAACUAUACAGCAUUGUUCAAGAUAGAGCUUUCUAUUACACUUUGUUCAUUUAUGAAUUCAUGUAUUUUAAUAAUUGAAUCGGUCUGAAGAGAAAGGGAACAUGUCAAAAAUCAUAAUUUUCCAGGGGAGAGAAAAAACUAAGUAAAUACAGAUAAAAGUAUAGAUAAUUUCAAGAUUGUUUUUUGUCAUUAGGAUGCAAACUCUUUCAAGACAACAAUUCUAAUCCAGUAUAAGCACUUAUAUAAAAUUCACCCCUUAAAAUUGAGUUUUUUGUUGACUUCCUUUUACUCAUGAUGAUAUUAUAAAUUAUCACUCUUCAACUUUUACAAUAAACACCUCUACCGAAAGCAAUCUAACCUCAAAGAAACGCGUGAAUCAACGGUAACCUAACAAUAGCAUAAAAAUCACAACUGACAAACAGUUGAUUUUUGAAUGUUCGGGGUUGAAAGGAAACAUGUGUGUCAUGACUAGUUCCCUUUCACUCCAGUACAGCAAAAAUACGAUCUCUGUUUCUCGAAUAAAGAGAAUGCUGGCAUGUUCCCUUUCAACUCCAAUCGAUGUAUCCCACAGUAAACAACUCAUUUCAACCAUAAAAAAAUGAAAAAUUUUGACAUGUUCCCUUUUUCCUCAGGCCGAUUCAAUUAUUCUAAUCACUUUAUCAUUGACAAAUUUUAUUCUGUUUCAAAUAUUUUGCAGCAUGAGUAGACAAUAAGAGUGGUUUUUAUAUAGAGCUUAAGCUGUUUUGGAGUUUUAUUAAAGAGGAAACAUUCUCAAUUAUUGAAGUUUUAUAGAAUGGAAUUUUUCAUUUAUCAUUGGUUGAUAUAAAUACAAUCAAUAUAAAUAAAAUAUUAUUUGUAUGAA
This is a messenger RNA of Nilaparvata lugens (brown planthopper), 3861 nucleotides long. Its product is annotated as glutamine--fructose-6-phosphate aminotransferase [isomerizing] 2. Gene Ontology annotation, molecular function: carbohydrate derivative binding; L-glutamine:D-fructose-6-phosphate transaminase (isomerizing) activity. Gene Ontology annotation, biological process: carbohydrate derivative biosynthetic process; protein N-linked glycosylation; fructose 6-phosphate metabolic process. The coding region runs from base 150 to 2222 and encodes 690 amino acids. NCBI's taxonomy places the organism in Eukaryota, Metazoa, Arthropoda, Insecta, Hemiptera, Delphacidae. The record is from RefSeq and is a predicted model, not a curated record. The transcript is spliced from 16 exons.